Molecule: messenger RNA, 1119 nt
Organism: Spodoptera littoralis (African cotton leafworm)
Lineage: Eukaryota; Metazoa; Arthropoda; Insecta; Lepidoptera; Noctuidae
Source: the annotation of a GenBank genome assembly
AUGAAUGGGUUUAUAGCUGUGCAUUGUGGUGCUGGUUAUCACAGUGAUACAUUGAAAAAGGAAUAUCAAAAAACUUGUUAUUUAGCAUGCAGGAAAGCUGCCACUGCUCUCCAGCAAGGUGGUAACGCCGUAGAUGCUGUAGAGAAAGCCAUAAUAGAAUUAGAAAAUAGUCCACUAACUAAUGCUGGCUAUGGAUCAAACCUAAGUUGGAAUGGCACUGUAGAAUGUGAUGCAUCUCUCAUGAAUGGCCAAACUUUACAUUUUGGUGCCUGUGGGGCUGUUUCAAAUGUAUGGAAUCCAAUCACAUUAGCCAAACAAUUGUGCAUUAAACAAUGUGAUAAUUUGUCUUUGGGCAGAGUCCCUCCUUGCAUACUUACUGGACAUGGAGCAAGAUCCUGGGCACAAAGACUGGGAUUGGAAAUUGUAGAAGAUCACAAAAUGGUCUCAGCACGUGCAUUUCGUAACUAUAAACAUUGUAAAAGAAAGCUGAAAAGAUAUUCCAUACAAAAUGAUAUUAAAUUUAGCCCAUUAGACACAGUUGGGGCAAUCUGUGUGGAUUCUAAUGGUGUUGUAGCUUCUGGAGCAAGUUCUGGUGGUGUUUCUUUGAAGCAUGAAGGCAGAGUUGGGCAGGCUGCAUCUUUUGGCAGCGGAGUUUGGGCAGUAAUGAGCAGGGAUGGCACAAAGCCUUCAGUGGCCUCUUGCACUUCUGGAUGUGGGGAACAUUUGAUUCGAACACAGCUAGCUAAAAAUUCUGCAGAAAGUUUGCUUGACCCUUCUCCAGUUUUAGGCCUUGAUAAAUGUUUGAAAGAGAAUUUCCUACAGUCACCUUUUUUAUGGGAUGUCCCUGAUAGGCUUGGUGGAACAUUAGCUUUGAAAUUUGAUGCACUGAAUGGUGAAGGAGAAUUACUUUGGGGUCACACUACAAAAACAAUGUGUAUUGGGUACAUGUCAACUGAAAAUGACAGACCAAAGUGCAUCAUUUCUUAUCUGCCACAAAAAGUGGAACCAGGCCAGAAAGCAGUUGUAUCAGGACAGUCAUUCAAAGUAUCCAUGCAGCCCUGUCCUGUGAAGUGGGAGGUAAAAGCAGAGUCUGGUUGUAAUGGAUCUCUUUUAGAAUAA